Melanotaenia boesemani (Boeseman's rainbowfish) is the source of this 831-nucleotide messenger RNA. Its product is annotated as THAP domain-containing protein 6-like. Bases 127 to 831 code for a protein of 234 amino acids. The transcript is spliced from 6 exons. Lineage: Eukaryota; Metazoa; Chordata; Actinopteri; Atheriniformes; Melanotaeniidae. The record is from RefSeq and is a predicted model, not a curated record.
ACGCUAGAUGCCUUAUGGCGGAGUCUUAAACGGCAUCACAGGUCGGCCAUCUUACCACAGGUUCGCUUCCUGGCAGAAUCUGUCGAACCUGAGGUAAACCAAGGAAAUUUGUUUUUCAAAGAGAACAUGCCGGACUUUUGUGCAGCUUAUGGCUGCGCUAAUCAUCGUAGUCUUGACACAAGAAAACGAGGGAUCACCUUUCACCAAUUUCCCAAAAACGGAGAAAGGAGGAGGCAGUGGGAAAUUGCUCUGAGGAGAAAUGAUUUUGUAGCCUCUGACAGGGCUCUGCUCUGCAGUGAGCAUUUCAGGAGAGAGGACAUGGACAGGACGGGGCAGACUGUGCGGCUCAAAGACGGUGUUGUCCCAACUUUAUUCAACUUUCCAGCCCAUCUUCAAAGAUCGGAAGCAACUAGAAGCACAGCCACUUCUAGAAGAGCAGAAGACAACCUGCUGAAUCCAAUGGACCUGAUGAAUGAUGAUGGAGCAUCUGAAGAGAGAUUGAGGCUCAAGGGGCAGCGCAAGCGGCAGGCCACUGACCACUUGUACGCGUUGCCUGCUUCCCCUAAGGCUCUAAAGGCCAAACUUGAAGAAGCCUCAGCGAGAGUUAGGAAACUGGAGCGGGAGAAGAGCAAUGCCUUGAGGAGAGAAAAGAGGGCAAAGAACAACAUGCAGGCUCUCCUGGAGGAACUGAAGGAUAAAAAUCUCAUCAACGAAGAGCUGAAAGACAAGCUUGGAUGCUACUCAGAUCUUCCAGUUCAUCUCCUGUCGAGGCACAGAGAGAUUUUGCCCUUACCCUUCAUUUGCAUGGUCCAAAGGCUUACCACUACCUGA